Messenger RNA from Rotaria sp. Silwood1, 402 nucleotides. The record is from the annotation of a GenBank genome assembly. Lineage: Eukaryota; Metazoa; Rotifera; Eurotatoria; Philodinida; Philodinidae.
AUGUCAAAUCAAAUUGACGAUAAAGAUGAUGAUUUGUCAACUAAUGUUGUUGAACCUGAUGAAAAUGAAUGGAAACGUUUGAUAGAUGAUAUGAAAUAUGUUCGUGCUUUGGAAUAUGUUCUUCAAAAUGCACCAGUUCGUGCUAAAGAUCCAGACAAAAAAAAAAAAGCAGCCACUAUGGCUUUAUCAACAAUGAUGAAAAUUAAACCAAAUGAAAUAGCGGGUGCUGUUAAUUCAAUUCCAGUACCAUUACGUGAUACAUUAAUGAAAUAUGUUUAUAAAGGUUUUGAAAGUCCAAAAGAUUAUUCAAGUAGUGCUUUAUUAACAUGGCAUGAAAAGGUUCUUGCAGUUACUGGACUUGGAUCAAUUGUACGUGUUCUAACUGAUCGACGAACUGUGUAG